CUUCUCUUCUCAGUCAGAUCUCCCUCCUCCCUGGCUCCCUCCUCUUGAUUCCCUACCAUUGUAAUUAUGCGCUUCUUCUUGUUGUUGUUCUUGUGGUUGCUCGCCCUCGCCGGGCUGGCGGUGGCGACGGAGUCUGGCAGCGCCUACGAAGUGCUCCGAUCCCAUGGGCUGCCCAUCGGGCUCCUGCCCAAGGGCGUGCGGGACUUCGCCGUCGACGACGACGGGCGGUUCGAGGCGCAGCUGGAGGCUCCGUGCGUCGCCAAGUUCGAGAGCGAGAUGCGGUACAACGCUAGCGUCGCCGGUACCAUCUCGUCCGGCCAGAUCGCCGGCCUCAGCGGCGUCGCCGCCCAGGACCUCUUCCUGUGGUUCCCCGUCCGCGCCAUCCGCCUCGACAACCAGACCUCCGGAAUCAUCCACUUCGACGUCGGCGUCGUCGACAAGCGCUUCCCCCUCUCCCUCUUCGAGUCCCCUCCGGACUGCUCCCCCGACUCCUCUCAGAUCCAAUCGGGCAAGCGAAGCUACCAACUCGAAGACCAAGACGCCUCCAUCUGAAACCACCGCGGCCGGCGUUUGUCAGUAAUGGUCCGGUGUAGCUUGGCUUUGGCUUGAUUAUAUAUGCCCUCUUCUUUGUUUGCAGCAAACCCAUCACCUCUGCUGCAAUUCGAGCUUAAACGACUGAUGAUUUCCCCUCUUUUCAGUAGAAGUAUGAUGGUGAUGAUGCACUCACCCAAUGUGCAGGCACAAUUCGCUGAAGAGCGGAUUGGAGAGCAUCCGUUGUUGGUAAGAGAUUCCAGAGUGUUUGUCUUUCCAACCAGUGGAGUAUACUACUGAUGUUUAUACCAGUUGCUACUUCCUAGUCGCGAUCGUAACUAUCGAAUUUGUCGGUAGAUGUAAACGGUGGAUAGCCUGGGGCUUCAUCCACAUCAAAUGUGUUCCCUAUAGCUUGUUGUGUUUAUGAGUGGUAAAUGAAUUGAGUCUUUCUGCAAAUGCCGGGACCAUCUGCUUGUAUGUAGUCAAACUCUAGGAAAUUGUUGGAUCUUGAGUAAAUAUAUAUUCUAAUUGAUUGCAA
This is a messenger RNA of Zingiber officinale, 1069 nucleotides long. RefSeq lists its product as uncharacterized. Bases 67 to 552 code for a protein of 161 amino acids. The record is from RefSeq and is a predicted model, not a curated record. The transcript has 2 exons. NCBI's taxonomy places the organism in Eukaryota, Viridiplantae, Streptophyta, Magnoliopsida, Zingiberales, Zingiberaceae.